AUGUCGGCCGAUGCUAACGAGAAUGCCAUGGGAAUGAAGGAGAAAGAAUUAGCUGCUGUCAAGAUCAAUGCAGCUGACAUUGAUAUCAUUGCAAAUGAUCGCAUGUGGGAAGAUUGUUAUGAUAAUGAAUGUGGCAACGCUGAAAAUGGUGAGAUUAUCGAACAUGCUCUUCAAGAAGAACUAUCACGACUUGCUGUUGACGAAGCAGCUAGAUUUUCACAUGAAGUGGCAAAGGAUUUGCAAGCAUCUAUUCUUCCAAAAGGAUGGCCCGAUCAAUCUAUGGAAAAUUAUGGAUUCGAGCAUGAGAGCGGCCAUGAAGAUAUAGAUGGUAUGGGACUUUCCAGUUCAUGUUCUAGUCUUGACGAAAAGUCACACAAUGGGGAGGGUUGGUUAUAUUCUCUAGAUCUGAUAGAUGAGCAUGCACUCGAUGUUGAAGUAGGCAAAAUAUUGAAUUAG
Messenger RNA from Vitis riparia (riverbank grape), 456 nucleotides. RefSeq lists its product as uncharacterized. The record is from RefSeq and is a predicted model, not a curated record. The transcript has 2 exons. NCBI's taxonomy places the organism in Eukaryota, Viridiplantae, Streptophyta, Magnoliopsida, Vitales, Vitaceae. The coding region runs from base 1 to 456 and encodes 151 amino acids.